Messenger RNA from Agrilus planipennis (emerald ash borer), 14064 nucleotides. RefSeq names its product microtubule-associated protein futsch (gene futsch). The transcript has 8 exons. Gene Ontology annotation, cellular component: cytosol; neuronal cell body; synapse. Gene Ontology annotation, biological process: axonogenesis; microtubule cytoskeleton organization; dendrite development. Lineage: Eukaryota; Metazoa; Arthropoda; Insecta; Coleoptera; Buprestidae. Gene Ontology annotation, molecular function: actin binding; microtubule binding. The record is from RefSeq and is a predicted model, not a curated record. Bases 263 to 13933 code for a protein of 4556 amino acids.
CCCACCCGGGUGUCUGCUAACGAGGCGGAGCCUCUUCUACUGCAUAGCGCACCACGUACCGGCAAUCGCGAGUUGACGGGCCCUAACUGCGCUCUUCCGUAGUUUCCGUCGCGAGGUCCUCUCUAAGACCUCCACCGAGGUUACUGAAGUCUACUGAAUCGCAUCCGACCGGUCAUAUUGCCAGUAUUUCGAGCCCUAUCACCAAGACACCUAAUACAGCCGACGAAGAAGGCCUCCAGGUGAAGCGCGGCGUUUGGAACGAAUGGAGGGUGUCAACGGGGACACGGAAGUGGACCGAGGGGGUCCUCCGGUCCUGAGCCCUCUGACCGGUUGCUAUCUAUUGAUUGUUAUCGGCGAACCACAUUGCCAGGAUCACAAGGAUAUCAUUCUCAAAAGGAUCGAAAAAGGUUUACUGUCCUGGGACAUCAACGAUUGCCACGUCGACCUCGAAAAAGAAUUGUCCAUAAUCACGGAACAGUCUCCCGAAGGAGAGGAGGCUAAGUAUGGCGAACGACUUAUUCAGUUUGCUUCCGAAAAUUUGGUAACGGAAGUUUUAAUUCAUCCGGCUGUUAGCACUUUAUCACAAUGCAUGAAGAAUUUGCUAAGUAGUUUUACUAGGCAUCGACACAUUAUCCAUUCAGGAUACACAUUUGCAGGGAAUGGUUCCUGGAUUCUACAGGAUGGAACAUUUUCGUUAGCCGACUUUUCGGAAGCAUUCCAAGAGGUUGAGGUCCAGCGUGUUCUUAAAGCUUACGAGAACACGAUUUCUCUGGAUCUUCAUUGUUCACCGGAAGGCGAUUGGUCAAAGCUUUCUAGAGAAUCAUUUACGAAGAACUGCAAGCUGCGAUUGAACCCUGACGACGUCCUUACCUCAGGGAACACUUCGAUAACAAAUUUUUUAAAUUAUCUUUUGCCGUUUCUCAAUCCGACCGACAUAGAAAGCGUAUUAGAAAGCUCAGAUAUUGUGGGCAACAUUAGGUUUUCAUAUCCAACUUUAUAUAUCUUUCCCGCUGGUCAAGGCGAUGCCGCCCUUUUUGGUAUUAAUGGUUUUAAUAUGCUAGUGGAUGGAGGCUUUUCUAGAAAAGCCUGCUUUUGGAAUUUCGUUAGACACUUGGACAGAUUAGACGCUGUUCUUCUGACUAGAAUAAAUAACAACAACGUUGGUGGAAUUGGCUCAAUGAUGAGACGAAAACGACACAGUUCUGUUUAUCCACAAAUUGGUCAUUUCUUUUGCAACAUUCUGGAAAGAAAAUCUAUACUUAGCCCUGACGGUGACAAAGAUAAAGAUCCGCUGUUGGUGAAUCUAUUUGAAGAGGGUCAGGAAUUGGUCGAGAAUUUACACCACAUCAACUUGAAUCCGCAAACAUGUUAUCGCGAUAUCGAACCCAUCAAUCUGUAUCACAAAGUAGGUCAUGGAACUUUGGAUAUGUAUGUACUUAGUCCUGCGAGGGAAUCGAAGGAAGUGAGAGAAUUCCUUCAAAAGUGGAACUCCAACGAUCAGAAGUUAUUCGCGAGUCAAAAACAUUCGCGCGAUUUUAAUUUUCCCGUGCAAAACCUAGUGUCAAUAUGUGCUGUAUUAGUGUGGCAGCCUGCCAACGUAAACGAUAAUAUUACAAGGAUUUUGUUUCCCGGAAGUGCUCCGCAACAAAAAGUGUUCGAAGGCUUAGACAAGCUUAAGCAACUAGAAUUCUUUAAGUAUCCGACGUGUUCGCUUAAAUCCUUAGCUCCCAUACCGAAAGCCAAGCAAACAAAAGGUAGUGUUAUAGAACGACUAUUACAGGAACAGAAGCAGGAGAAACAAGAGAGACAAAAGGAGAAGAUGGUUCAGCAGAUUGGAAAAAUCGACGGUAAAGUCGAAGAAGUGAAACCGGUCGAAAGGAAUGGGGUGGCCGCUGAACAAAAAACAAUUAGAAAACAUGACUCAACUGAAAGUGAGAAAAGCCUUUCCAAAUCAAUGGACACACGUAAACCUGAGGAAAUUAACGGAAAAGUGCCUGAAGAUAAGCAGCCAACAAAACCUAAGAUCAAACCAGAAUCCAAGCCAAAAGUAGACGCAAAACCGAAAGUAGAACCCAAACCUGUCAAGCAGCCUCCCAAAAAACCUAAGUCAACACUAAUUGACAGAAAACCUUCCCCCAAAAAAGUACCCGAACCUAAAGAAAACGGAGAAGUAAAAGACAAAGAAAUAUCACCUAAAACUCGAGUGGUUAGCAGAUCAUCACCUACUACCGCUCCUGCCAAAAGUGCAAAAGAUGCUAAUAACAGAAAAGUUGCUGAAUCCAAGAAAACUGCCGCAGCCAAAGACACCCCUAAGCCGGAGAAAAAAGAAGCACCCGAAAGAAAACCAAUUUCUCGUAGAACCAAAGGACUCUCCUCAGCGGCAAAAGUGCCAGGCAGUCCUCAGAAGAAGCUCGAAAAGAAAAUUAAAUUGGAAAAAGAAGGCACCACCGAUUCCAGCACCGUCAGCACACCUUCUGCAGACCAGGAAUUCAAAAAGGACAUCAGCAAAUUGACUCCUGAAGAACUCGAAGCUAUCAAAGCUCGAGAGCUUGCUGAUCUCCAGGAAGAACAAGAAGUCAUUAAAGAAAUCGAAGCAGUUUUCCUUAAAAGUGAACAGGCUGAGAAUGAAAUGCGUCGAAUAAAAAACAUUUCAAUAGAGGAUCAUACCGAUGAGGAGUAUCUCAUUAUAGAAAAGGAAGAAAUUGAACAAGAAAUGGCUGCAGAACAAAGUUUGAAAGAAGGAGAAACACAGAAACACAUCCGGGAUUCUGAAGAAUCAGAAAAGUUGAGAGCUUCCCUUGAAGGGCAUAAAGCAGUCGAAGAUGUUCCCCAUUUAGUUCAGCAACAAAAAGCAAUACCGACCAAAGAAGAAAUAGCACCAACCGAAGAUAAAGUGGAAGCUGAUAAGGAAAUUCUAGACAAAAAGGUGGAAGACGAGAAAGAGCUGGCUGAUUUAAAAUCCCAGCCUGAAGACAAAUUCUCUACUCCUAUAGAAUCCGGAGCGACCACUGCUCCCACACUUCCAGAGGAUGAGCGAAUGCCCUUAGAAGAAAUAAAAGAAGCUGUAAUCGAAGAAAAACAUACUAAAGAAGAAACCAAAGAAAAAGACAAGAUAGAUUCCACAAAAAAAGUAGCAGAACCAAUUGCGAAGACUGCAGUCGUAGCAAGUAUAAAAUUAGACAGACAAUCCCAAAUACGUGAUAUUGUCAAAACACCAGAUGAGGUCGCUGAUCUUCCCGUACAUGAAGAAGCAGAUAUUGACACAUUUGAGCCGUUCCAUGAAAAAGUCGAUUUGAAAGAAGAAGCUGACCAAAAGAUAACUGAUGUUAAGGUAAAAGAAGAAAAAAUAGUAGAAUCAGCCAAAGAUAAAGUACCUUCAAAAACUGACUUAAAGCAAGAUGAAACAACUGAUAAACUUCAUUUAGAUGAUAAAUUAGAAGAACAACACAAAAUUGAACCAAAAACUGUCAAAGAUAUCAAAGAAGAAAUUAAUCAAAUUGAAGGAAAAGGAACGUCUCAAGCAACAGUAAUAGAGAAAGAAAUACUUAAAGAUGAACCUGUUCUAAAAAAAGAAGAACAACAUCUCGAAGAGAAGAUCACAAAAGAGGUUGAAGAUGCUAAAAAACCUAUCGAACAGUUGCCAGAUCACAAGGCUGAAGUAAAAGAAACCAAAGAAGAAGCAGAGCAGAAAAUAAAACAGAGUGAAGAGGUGAUAGAAAAAAAAGUAGCUGAAGAAGAAUUAAAGAAAGAAGUGCAUCCAAAAGAAAAAGAAGAAAAACAUGAUAUAAUAGUACCAUUAGAAGAGCAAAAACAAAAGACGCCUAUACAAGAUAAAGAAAUAAAAGAAGAAAUAAAAGAGACUGAAGAGAAAAAAGAAAAAGAUGAAAAACAAUUACUAGUAGAAAGUUCUACAGAAAUUAAAGAUUCAAAGGAAGCGCAGGAAAUUAAAAUCGACGAAUCUGUUAUAAAAGAUGGGCUAGUGGCUAAAGAAAUUCAACAAAAAGAAAUAGAAAGUAUCGACAUAGAUACAAAACCACCUGCAGGGCAAAAGAUAGAAUUGAAAGAGGAAAAAGCUGAUUUGAAAGCAGUUACUGAAAAACUAGAUGGUAAAGAUAAACCUACUCAUGACGAAAAACAAUUGCCGCACGUCGAUACAGCCAAAGAUAUUUUCGAGAAAGACAAAACUGGAGAACAGGAAGAAUUGCAUACAGAAGAUGAAAAGGUUCAAGAAAAGGAUACAGUGAAAGGUGUUGAUGGACAUGUAGAAGCAGAAAGUGAGCCUCAAGAAAAAGAAAGUACGAAAGACGAAAAAUUAAAAGUGGACGAUAAAGAUAUUCUCGAACGCCAACCCGAUAUAAGUGAAGAAAUCCACAAAGACGAGCGCAAACUUAGUGUGAGUGAAAGAACCCAUAAAGAUGAGCGCAAGCCGAGUAUAAGUGAAGAAAUUCACAAAGACGAACGUAAACUUAGUGUGAGCGAAGAAACUCAUAAAGAUGAACGCAAACCGAGUGUAAGUGAAGAAAUUCACAAAGACGAACGCAAACUUAGUGAGGGUGAAGGAAUUCACGUAGAAGAGCGGAAACCAAGUGUGGCUGAAAAAAUUCACAAAGAAGAACGAAAACUUAGUGUAAGUGAAGAAACUCAUAAAGAUGAACGCAAACCGAGUGUAACAGAAGAAAUCCACAAAGAGGAACGCAAACUUAGUGUGUGUGAAGGAAUUCACGUAGAAGAGCGGAAACCAAGUGUGGCUGAAGAAAUUCACAAAGAAGAACGGAAACUUAGUGUGAGUGAAGACAUUCAUAAAGAUGAACGCAAACCAAGUGUAACAGAAGAAAUCCACAAAGAUGAACGCAAACUUAGUGUGAGUGAAGGAAUUCACGUAGAAGAGCGGAAACCAAGUGUGGCUGAAGAAAUUCACAAAGAAGAACGGAAACUUAGUGUCAGUGAAGAAACUCAUAAAGAAGAACGCAAACCGAGUGUAACCGAAGAAAUCCACAAAGAUGAACGCAAACUUAGUGUGAGUGAAGAAAUUCACAAAGAAGAACGGAAACCUAGUGUGACUGAAAAAAUCCACAAAGAAGAACGGAAGCUUAGUGUGAGUGAAGACAUUCAUAAAGAUGAACGCAAACCGAGUGUAAGUGAAGAAAUCCACAAAGACGAACGCAAACUUAGUGAGAGCGAAGAAACUCAUAAAGAUGAACGCAAACCGAGUGUAAGUGAAGAAAUUCACAAAGACGAACGCAAACUUAGUGUGGGUGAAGGAAUUCACAAAGAAGAGCGGAAACCAAGUAUGACUGAAGAAAUUCACAAAGAAGGACAGAAACCUACUGUGACUGAAGGAAUUCACAAAGAUGAACGGAAACUUAGUGUAAGUGAAGAAACUCAUAAAGACGAACGCAAACCGAGUGUAAGUGAAGAAAUUCACAAAGAAGAACAGAAACCUACUGUGACUGAAGGAAUUCACAAAGAUGAACGGAAACUUAGUGUAAGUGAAGAAACUCAUAAAGGGGAACGCAAACCGAGUGUAAGUGAAGAAAUUCACAAAGACGAACGCAAACUAAGUGUGAGUGAAGGAAUUCAGGAAGAGCAAAAAUCUAGUAUAAGUAAAGAUGAAGUCAUAGAUAGCAAGAAAAAAGAACAUCCAUUAAGUCCAACAAAACCUGAAAAGACUGAACAUGAACACAAAGAAGAAACAGAAGGAAUAACAGAAACUGCACAAAUUUCAACCUUUGGUGAUAAAACAGUUUUGAAAGACGAUAUUAAACCCGAUGAAGAAAUGCUUGAAAUAACGGAAAAGGGCAUUAAAGAAGAGAAAGACAUUGAAAUUGCUGCAAAGACUGAAAUUCAUGAAAAGGAACAACAAAAAGAAAAGAAAAAAGAAGAAGCAGUCGAAGAAACAAUUUUAAAAGGUCAUGAAAAACUGGACGAUUUAAAAGUUGAUGCUACAGAUGAAUUUUUAAAACAAGAAAUUGAAAUGAUACAACAGGAAGCCCUUCGAAAGUUAUCUACAGAUGGUGAAGUAAAAAGUAAAGAAGAACAUGAAAUUAAAGAAGUUAAGGAAGAGCCGAAAGUUGAAAAAGAUUCCGAAAGAAAAGUAUCUACAGAACUAAAAGACAUUGAUAUGGCGUCUGAAAAAACUAGCGAGAAAGAAACAGAUAAAACUGUAGAAUCGAAAGUACCAGAACAUAAAGAACAAGGAGGAGUGGGAGACAAAGAAAAAAUUUUAGGAGAAAUUAAAAAGACUGAUAAAAAAGAGCAAGAAAAGUCAGAACCGUCCAUAUUAAAAGCCGAUGCCGAGAAAUUAGACACACCCCACGAAAAACAAGAAAAAGAUAAAAUACAAGAAACUGACAAAAAGGAUACAAAAUCACCUGAAGAUGAUAACAAAACACUAGAUAAAGAACUUAAGCAACUUGAGGCAUCUAUAGAAAAAUUAAAUGAAAUCGAAAAAUCUGUCCACGAAGAAACAUCUAAAGAAAAAGUUGAAGAACACGAUAUACCACAGGAACACACAGAAUUAAAAAUUGAAAAGGAAGUUAAAGAUGCUUUACAGAAAGUUGCUGAAAUUGAUUCCAAUAAACAAGACGAAAAGUCUUUUGUUGACCAAAUUAUGAUUAAGAAAGAAAUGGCUGAGAUUCACGACACAAAGGCUCAAGAGGAUAAAACACCUGCUUUAAAAGACGAACUAGAAAAAGCUGAACAAAAACAAGUAGAUAAGGAUAAAGAGGAAACAACCAUUAUUGACGAAAAAGAAAGUAAAGCUGUAGAAGACGUUAAAGAAGAAAAAGGUAAAACUCCUGAAAAAGAAACAGCUGCAUACAAAGAGCAACCUAUAAUAAAAGAAGAUACAAAAGAAAUGCCACAAGAUACUAACAAGCUAGAAGAACAGAAAAUAAAUGAAUUUGAUAAAACUACGUCAAAAACUGAAGAAAAAUUACAAAAACAGGAUGACAACAAAGCUGAAUAUGAAAAGAAGGAUACUGCAGAGAAAGAAGCAGAUUUUAAACUCAAAGAAGAAUUACACGUAGAGAAAAGUGACAAAGAAAAAGAUGUAGUUCAAGAAGAUCAUGAACAUGAACUUCCUAAAGAGGAGCAGAAAGAAACUGAUAAGCCACAAGCCGAUUUAAAAGAAAAAGGACAUUUAGAAUUAGUGGUAGAUAAAAAGGAAACCGAGAAAACAUCAGAAGAUGAAGAUAAAAAACUAAAAAGUCCUGAACAUUUGAGAGAACUCGAGAAAAGUGAUGCGUCAUCUCCAUCAUCAGAAGGACAUGAUGAAAAGAAGGAAGCAGGCGAUAUUAAACAUCCUGAUUCAAAAACGUCCAUUUCACCAAUAGUUACUCAAGAGAAGAAAGAAUCUAUAGAACAAAUAUGGGCAAAAGGCAGUGACCAAAUUAAAUUCGAACAUGAAAUAAUUGGUAAAGAUGCUACUAAAUUAGAAAAGGAAAUCGAUUCACUUACAAAGGAGCAAGGCAAAAAGCCUGAUCAGCGUGAAGAUAAAAAAGAUGAGUCACUGCCGCAAGAACCAACCAAAGAAUAUGAGAAACAUGAAGAAAAAAUUAUAGAUGAACAUGAAGAUGAUUCUAAGUUGGAAAAGAAAGUUGACUCACCACUGCAAGAACCAGUCAAGCAGCAUCAGAAACCUGAAGAAAAAAUUGUCGAUAAACAUGAAGACGUUUCCAAAUUGGAGAAGAAAGUUGACUCACCACCGCAAGAACCAGCGAAACAGCAUGAGAAACUUGAAGAAAAAAUUGUCGAUAAACAUCAAGACAUUGUCAAGUUGGAGAAUAAAGUUGACUCACCACCGCAAGAACCAGCGAAACAGCAUGAGAAACUUGAAGAAAAAAUUGUCGAUAAACAUGAAGACGUUUCCAAAUUGGAGAAGAAAGUUGACUCACCACCGCAAGAAGCAGCGAAGCAGCACGAGGAACAUGAAGAAAAAAUUGUCGAUAAACAUGAAGACAUUGUCAAGUUGGAGAAGAAAGUUGACUCACCACCGCAAGAACCAGUUAAACAGCAUGAGAAACAUGAAGAAGAAGUUGUCGAUAAACAUGAUGAUGUAUCCAAAUUAGAUAUGAAAGUUGGUUCUCCACUUAAAGAGCUAGAGAAAGUGUUGGAAAAACCAGAAGACAUACAUGAAGAUCUUUCCAAAUUGGAGAAGAAAGGCGAUUCACCAUCGAAAGAACAAGACCAAAAAGUCGAAAAACUGGAAGAUAAAAUUGAUGAUAAACUAGAUGACAUCUCUAAUUUGGAAAAGGAACUUGAUUUAUUAAUAAAAGCACAAGAUCGAAGCAUGGAGGAACUCCAGGACAAAAUUAAAGACAAAUACGAAGAAAUUACUACAUUAAAGCAAGAAAAGAUAAUUUCCGAUGAGAAGGAGCAAAAAGAACAUAAAGCCACACAAGAAGAAAUUGUUGAUGAAAAAUUAAAAUCACACGCCCUCGGAGUGAAAGACAAAACUAAAAUAGAACCGCAACAAGAAAUCAUCAUAACAAAAGAGGAAUAUCAUCACGAAGACGAAAGUAUUGACGCAGAUCAUCCUAAAGAUACGAUAUUUGUGACAAAAGAGGAAAUUAAGAAAGAAUUACCACAAUUUCCAGAGAAAGUAGUAGUCAAAGAUGACGACGACAAAUUAAUAGGCAGUACAAAGGUAGGAAAAUUAACUUUAGAUAUAGAUCUACAUAAAGUAAAAUCAGAUGAAAAAUCUCCAGAAGUAAAUAUUGUAAGCCCUACCCCUCCCACUGAGGAAAAGGAAACAAUUAAGCAGGACAUAGUAGAAGAAAGAAAGAAGUCUAUUGACUUGACUAAAGACAAAGAAGAAGAAACUGCAGAAAUAAGAAAGUCAGAAUUAGAUGACAAACAGAAAGUAUCAGAAUCUACAAGUAAAGAUGAAUUAGAAAAACAUAAAGAAAUGUUAAAAGAGGAAACUACAGAUAUAUUAAAAUCAGAAGUUACCAAGUCACAUGAUUUAAAAGAACAAACGGAGACAACUGAAAAAGAGAAGGAACCUGAAAAAGAUGAUAAAUUGGUAACAUUAAAAAGAGACCAACAGGAACAAGUAUCUCCUGGAAAAAGUGAAACGAUUACCGAAGUAACAACAACAAAGGAAUCUAAAGUCACUGAAAAAGAACCUUCUGUAAUUGAAAAGAAAGUUGAUACUCAAAAAGAUGAUGAACUGGUCAUAGGUAAAAAGUCACCAACUGAAGUUGACACUACUGUGAUACCUGAAAAAACAGACAAAAUGCCAGAAGUAAAAGAAACCGAUUCUAAAAAGACAGACAGUGAUAUAAUUUCUCUACCAAAAUCAGAAGAAAAAGAAAGUGAUAAGGUAUCAGAUCAAAAAGCAGAAACGCUGGGUCUCACCAUAAAACCUGAAGUGCCUAAAGUCGACAAAAAAGACGAAAAACAAAUCGAUUUAGAAAAAGAAAUAACUGUGGUCAAACGUGAGUCAAUAGACAAGGGCAAAGAAAAAAGUCCAGACACAAAAAGUUCCCCUGAUAUUAGCGAAACUGAAACCACUUCAAAGGAAUCGGAAGUAGUUGUUGAGGAUUCGACUGAUAUACACAAAGAGGAUAGUCCACGAGAUGAAAAGGAGCAUGGAGAUAUAAUUGCUAAGAAAUUAUCUCCAUCAGGAAUUAUCGAAAGUGAAGCUAGAACAAAGGAAAUAGAACAAAAGGGAGAGAAGAUUUCGCCUGAAAAGCACAAAAUAGAAAUUUCAAAAGAAGUUGUCAAAGAUGAAAUAAAAGAAACGAUUUCAGAAGAAAGUAUUAAAGCGCUUGCAGAAAAAUCCCCCGAACAUGCUCCAAGUGAAACAAAAGAAAAAGUUACUGCCCAAGUAAGUCAUGAAAUUGCAGCUGACAAACACGAAGAGACUGAUGAUAAACAAAAAAGUGAUCUCGCGAAAAUAGAAAAAGAAAAGUCAGCCACCACAGAAGCAAUGACAAUCCACAAAAUAGAACAUGAUGUAGAAACAACCAAAUUGGACUCAAAAGACAUGACGCAAAAAUUGAUCGAAAGUGAAAAAAUCAUUUCUCCAGUGUCAGACUCCAUACAUCACGAGACAAUUACCAAAGAAAAAGAAAUAAGCACAUUAAUUGGAUCUAAACUGUCCGAAGCUAAAACGCCAGACGAUAAACUACCCACUGUAGACGAUUCAAAGAAAAUAGAAGUAGAAGUUCACAAGAGCGGAAGUGAUAUGGAAGCGCGUAAAAAAGACCUCGAAGACAUUGCCAAAAUUGAUAGUCAACUACAAAAAAUGAAAAUAACAAUCUUAGACGAAGCAAAAGAGAAACACGAAACUUUAACAACUGAUAUCCCAAAACUUCUAGAUGAAACAUUUGAUAAGAAAGAUUUGGGCUGCAAAUCGCCAAAGGAAAGGGAAGAAGAUGUUUUCAAAAUCGUAGCAAGUGUUGCUGAAGUUUUAAAGUCAGAUGCGCCUCUUGAAGAAUUCAGGGGGAAAAUCCCCAUCGAUAUUGAUAUAGAACCAUCCACUGAAGGAUUUAUAACAGAACUACGGGAAACUCAUAUUACAGGACCUCCUCUUAGCGAAAGCGAACACAUUGAGGAGGAAGAAGAGGAAGAAGAAGAAAAAGGAGUUCAGAAGGAGAACAUUGGAGAAAGAAUAUUCGAAGGAGUAGAGAAAAUAAUGACAGGUAUUGGUGGUGUAAUAAGCACAACAUUAUUUGACGAAGCCCAUUCAGCAGAUAGAUCCAAAAAAGAGGAAUCCCAAAGUGAUAUUUCCAAAAAAGAAAAAAAAGUAGACACUGAAUCUGAUGACAGUCAGAAACCAGACGAGAAGUCUACAGAUGUUUCUCAAACCAAAUCAAAAGAACACAGUCCCAAAAAAGAAACAGAAGACCACACUAGGAGGAAAAGUUUAUCUGAGAGUUUUAUAGAAGGUAUUGAAAAAAUCGCUUCUGACAUUGGCCACACAAUAGAAACAAAAUUAUUCCAUGAAACAAGUACACAUUCUGAACACGAAAGAACAGAAGAGGUACCUACAGUGUCGCAAUUAGCUGAAGUUAAGGAAGAAUCUAAAAAAACUGGCCUACACGAAAAAGAUACACCAACAAAAGAAAUCUCAAGUCCUCAUGAACAUGACCCAAUAAGCAAAGAGCACGAGAAGAAAAAGAGUAUAACAGAAAACAUCAUAGAAGGAAUUGAAAAAGUUGGCCACUCAAUCGAAUCAAAACUGUUCCACGAAUCUCAUCACACAGAUAGAAAAGAGAGUUCUGUACACGAGCAUGAGGAAUUAAAAUCAAUAGAAACCAAAGAAGAAAGUUCACUCGAUCAUAAGAAAACCAAAGAAGACAAAAUCAGUAAAGACGUUUUACAUGAUGAACACGAAAUAAAAGAAAAACCUGCCGCCGAAACUCACGAAAGAAGAAAAAGUAUAUCAGAAAAAAUAAUUGACGGCAUUGAAAAGUAUAUUCACAUUGGUGAACCAAAAGCACCUCCUCACGCACAAAUGGAAUCAGAAUCAAAAAAGGUAGAAUUAAGUGAAACUCACAGUGAAAAGGUAGCCAAAGAAGAAACACAUCCACCCCAUGGAAAACAAGAAACAGUUUCAGAAGAACUAUCGCAAACGAGCGAAACUUUAGAGUCCAAAGGUUCUUCCCCAUCGGAAUCUCAGGACGUACUUCAUGAAAAAGAAGAAAGUAAAACACACAAAAAGAAACAGAGCUUAACUGAAAGCAUUAUAGGUGGAAUAGAAAAAAUUGCAUCUGACAUUGGUCACACCAUAGAAACAAAACUAUUUCAUGAAGCAGACACGACAAUAGAACAAAAACUGGAAGAUGCAAUGAGAGAAGAUUACGAUUUCGAGCAUCAUAAAGAAACUGCAGCAUUCAAAACAACCGAAAUGAAAACAGAAGAAAAAUCAUUAUCAAAGGAAAAACAAACUAAACUUGAACAUGACAGUAUGGACAUUAGAAAAUCAUCUGAAACUGUAAAACAUCACGAAACAAUUUCAGAAACAAUUGGAAAAAUAGCAUCCAGCAUAACCAGCACAAUAGAAGCAAAAUUUAAUGGAUUUGACACGUCUGAAUCCAAACAUGAAGAACUGAAAGAAAUAAAAUCUGACCACGCGAAAAUAGACUCGUUAAGUCAUGAAAUUCAUCAAGGCGCUACAGAUAUAAAAUCAGAAAAGUUUGCUACCGAAAAGAAAGAAACAACUGACCUAAAAGGAGAAUUAAGAGAGACAAAAGAACAUACAGAAACAACAAAAGAUUCAAAAAUUGAUAAACACACGUCAGAAUUUGUUAGUGGAAGUGUAGAAAAAGUAGUAUCCGAUGCUAAAAAAUUGAUAGAUGAGAGUUCCACUAAAUUAGGCGAAACAUUUUCCGGCAUCCGCGAAAAAAUAGAGACAGAAAGCAAACAUGUCUCCGAAGGAUUGAAGGGAUUAGUAGAAGAAAAAUCUGAAUUCAUUGAAAAACUUGUUUCAGAAUCAAAGGAAGCUCAUUCGAAAGAUUCUGAAGAAAUUAUUUCAACUAAAACAACAAGCACAGAUACAAAAAUAACAAAACACGAUCAAGCACAAAAGGAUGAGACAAGUGCAUUGGAUUCUAAAGAUAUAAAAUCUACUGUAAGUGCAUUUUUAGACACGGAAAAGGUAGCAACCAUGCUCGAACCCGAAAAAGUAACCAUAACAAAAAUAGAGACAACGAUAUCUGGACCUUCCGGAAAAAUGACAGAAUCGGUUAUUAUGUCAACUAGUAUCCACCAUAAAGAUGAGCUUACAUGGAGUGGAAAAUCAACUCCUGAUAUAGCCGAAUUAGAAACUGUUCAGGAUGUUUCAGACUUGAAGGCAUCGACCCCACCUACUGUUCCAGUCAGUCCCAUUGUUAAGGAAGAAGGCAUUAGUCAAACCGUGUCUUCUGUGAAAGUGUUAGAUUUGAGAAGUUCAACUCCAGCAAGUGACGAUCUCGAACAUAGUGAUCUUAGUUCUAGUCAGUUUUCUAAAGUGGUUUGGGAAAGUGAUAAACAAAACCUUAGUGACGACGACGAUCUACCAGGCACUCCACUAAGCACAACCUCUCAGGUGGCUGCGUCCAGUUCUUCGCACGAUUUAGAAGAUGACAGUGUAAAACUGAUGAGCAAAUUCGAUCCAAUGAGCAUGUCUCUGUACGGAGCUCUACCAGAAGAUUCGAAAGAAGACGAAAUGAAGUCCAGUAGAUUAUUAGACGAAGCCGAUCUAGAUUUUGAUAAAGCAAUGAUAGAUGAUCGUGGUGAUCAUCUGUUUGGUUCUACGUCACCAAGUUACAUGUACGAAGUAACUACGGCUAAAUAUACUGUGAUGUCGGAAGCAGGUAAAAGUAGUGAUGGGAGAAGUCAAGACUUGAUGACGUCUAGUUUUAUAGGCGAACUACCUAAAGAAACCCGCCCUCAGAGUUCUGAAGGUGAUAAAGAUAAAGUAGAUGACGUAGUAAAAUCGUGGGGUAAACCGCUGGGUUUGCCAAGUCCCGCGCCUUUGAACGAUAACAAGGGGACUCCUAAAAAGGAACGAAAAAUACCGCCCAACGUAUUGGCCAAAAAUAAAUUGAACGAAGACAAGAAAAUGAUGGAUUCUAAGAAGAGUAAAAAGUACACACCUGUUUACGUCGAUCUCACAUACGUUCCUCACUUUGGAAAUUCGAAUUAUUGCGCCGUCGACUUCUUUAGAAGAAUACGUGCAAGAUAUUAUGUUUUCUCCGGAUUGGAGCCCAGCAAGGAUGUUUAUAAUGCUCUGUUAGAAGCGAAACAGACAUGGGAAGACAAAGAUCUAGAGGUUACUAUAAUUCCCACUUAUGACACCGAUGUACUGGGUUACUGGGCAGCAGAGAACGAAGAGCUUUUGGCCAAGCACAAAAUCGACUUUUCGCCGUCGGCGAGCCGGUGUACUAUCAAUCUUCAGGAUCACGAAACGUCGUGCUCCGCUUACCGUUUAGAAUUCUCGUAAUUUGUCAGCUAAACAAGUCCCUAGCAAUAAUAAUUUAUUCAACUUAGGUUGCACACCCGAUAAACAACAUACAAAAACUAAUAUAUAUAUAAAUAACAGACAUUCUCUACGUCCAUUUUUGUGUAAUUAAU